AUGAAGUACAAAGUCUACGUCGCUGCUCUUAUCCUGACUGCUAUGCCCCGUGUUAGUGGGCAUCCAAUUCUUGACCAUCGUUCCAAACAGCUGGAUUAUACAUCCAACAUUGAGAAAUCUCAGCAAAGCUCCCGACCACAGGGUGUAAGUCAACUUAUCCCUGAUAAGCAAACAAUCCGGGCCGUCCUCAAUAUCCCAGAAAUUGCUCGACUUCCCAGACAAGUUGGUGGUGCAGGAGGCUCUGCAGGAGGAGGGACUGGAGGAGGAUCCGCUGGGGGUUCUGGGGGAGGGUCCGCUCCUGGAGGGUCUGCUGGUGGAGGUACUGGAGGAGGUGCAGUAGGAGGCGGUGGAGGGGGCACUGGAGGUUCGGCUGGUGGAGGAACUGGAGGAGGAUCUGCAGGAGGUCCAGGAGGAGGUGCAAACUCGGGAGGGUCUGCUGGUGGUGGUACUGGUGGAGGUGCAGUUGGAGGGUCUGGAGGAGGAGGAAACUUUAAGAGAGGUUUCCUUAUUCUUUCUAGACAGGAAUCUCCAGGAGGUGCUGGAGGUUCAGCUGGUGGGGGUACUGGUGGAGGGUCUGUUGGUGGCACAGGCGGAGGAGGUGGAGGAGGAUCUGCUGGCGGUGGCACAGGAGGAGGAUCUGGAGGAGGAUCUGCUGGCGGCACUGGUGGGGGUAAUGGAGGUGGUUCUGCAGGAGGAGGAUCUGGAGGAGGAUCUGCUGGCGGCUCUGGGGGUGGCGAAUGGGGGUGGGCGUCUGUUGGAGGAGGGACAGGAGGCGGUGCUGCUGGGGGUUCUGGAGGUGGUAAUGGGGGCGGGAUCGGUUGGAGGAGGGACAGGAGGUGGUGGUGCUGGGGGCUCUGGCGGAAGUAA
Fusarium fujikuroi IMI 58289 is the source of this 867-nucleotide messenger RNA. RefSeq lists its product with no specific name. The record is from RefSeq and is a predicted model, not a curated record. The coding region runs from base 1 to 867 and encodes 288 amino acids. The transcript is spliced from 2 exons. Lineage: Eukaryota; Fungi; Ascomycota; Sordariomycetes; Hypocreales; Nectriaceae.